GACUAUUCCAAUCUCCCACUGAAGCCUGACCAUAUGUCGCGGCCCUGCUGGACUUGUCCAGACGGCAAUAUUUAUCUCGAGGCCUUUCACGAUUUAUACGUCAGUGCGUACGAUUUUCUCGUCGCCAUUGCCGAACCAGUGGCGCGCCCCGAAUUUUUGCACCAAUACAAGUUAACACCGUACAGCUUGUACGCCGCUGUCGCUACCAACAUUGAAACCAACGCAAUUGUGUCCGUUCUUGAACGCCUGUCGAAAAACAAGCUCCCAUCCCAGGUCAUCAAGUUUAUUCGGGAGUGUACACAGAAGUACGGCAAGGCCAAAUUGGUCCUUAAGCACAAUCGUUUUUAUGUCGAAUCGGAGUUUCCGGCCGUUUUACGCGAACUGCUACGCGAUCCUACGAUCGCGCAAGCACGCAUUGUGGAAGAUGUGGUGGAUGCAUCUGCCUUGGAUGCGGACGGAUUUGUCACGCAAUCAAAGGCACAGGAAAUGAAAGAGAAUCUCCAUAUGUUGAGGGAACCAGACGACGAUAGUGAAGAAGACGAAGAAGGACUGUCAACCGGGGCAGGCGGCCAACCUACCAAACCCAGCAAUGUCGUCGUCAGUUUUCAAAUUAAACCCGAAUCUGUUGAAGUUGUGAAACGCCAAGCCAUUGAACUAGAUUAUCCAUUAAUGGAAGAGUACGAUUUCCGCAACGACACUAUGAAUCCGAACGUACCCCGCAUGGAUUUAAAGCCUCACACGCGUAUUCGUCGCUACCAGGAAAGGUCCCUGGCUAAAAUGUUCGGCAAUGGGCGAGCUCGAUCCGGAAUCAUCGUUUUGCCGUGUGGUGCCGGGAAGACCUUGACGGGCGUAACAGCGGCGCAAACGAUUAAAAAGUCAGUCGUGUGUCUUUGUACCAACGCGGUGUCAGUGCUGCAGUGGAAAUACCAAUUUCAAUUGUGGACUUCCAUUCCGGACGAACAUAUUGCUGUCUUUACUUCUGAUCACAAAGACAAACUUGUUGACCCAUGCGUACUCGUAACGACAUAUACGAUGAUCAGCUACUCCGGUAAGCGUUCAGCGCAAUCGCAAGAAAUUAUGGACCAAAUCACGUCGCGUGAAUGGGGUUUGUUGCUAAUGGACGAAGUCCACGUCGUACCGGCCAAAAUGUUUCGUCGCGUUGUGGGAUCUGUCAAAGCGCAUUGUCGAUUGGGACUCACAGCCACAUUGGUCCGCGAAGACGACUUGAUUUCCGAUCUCAACUUUCUGAUUGGUCCGAAACUAUAUGAGGCAAAUUGGAUGGAUCUGACUGCUCAAGGAUAUCUGGCGAACGUUCAGUGUGUGGAAGUGUGGUGUCCCAUGACAGGCCCGUUUAUGAAAGAGUACCUGAUGGCUUCAAACUCACGUUUGAAGCAAUUGCUAUACGUGAUGAAUCCGAGCAAGUUACGGGCAGUCGACUUUUUAGUCCGAUUUCACGAAGCUCGAGGCGACAAGAUUAUCGUCUUUUCCGAUUUGGUGUACAGUCUGAAGUUGUACGCAGAAAUGCUAAAAAAGCCGUUGAUAUAUGGCGAAACGCCGGAGCGUGAGCGACAGGCUAUUCUAGGGACCUUCCGAGCGUCCGAUGCAGUCCGGACUAUUUGUAUAUCCAAAGUUGGUGAUACUAGUAUUGAUCUACCUGAGGCCAAUGUGAUUAUCCAAGUGUCGUCUCACUUUGGUUCUAGGCGACAAGAAGCUCAGCGUCUCGGACGCAUUUUGCGUCCCAAGUCGUAUACACAACAGGACGGCAGCAAUAGGUCCACCUUCAACGCAUUCUUCUACACCCUGGUUAGCAGCGAUACCCAGGAAAUGUUUUAUUCAGCCAAACGACAACAGUAUUUGAUUGAUCAGGGAUAUACAUUCAAGAUUGUCACAAACCUAUGUGAGAAGGCUGACGCCGAGGCCAUUGCAAACGGUUGCACUUUUGCGACGCCAGAAGACGAUCGUAAAUUGUUACGAACGGUUUUGACGAGCGAGACGGAUUUAGAGAAAGAACAGCGCGCUGAAGACACCGCAAUUCGGAAGAAUAACACUGACGGUGCUGCCUUGGCUGAUGCGGCUUCUAAAAAGACGACGAGUAUGGCCCAGCUUAGUGGUGGGACUGGACUGCGUUACAAAGAGUUUUCUUCGUCAGGGCUACCGAAGCGGCAUCCGUUGUUCCGGAAGAGACAACGUCUCUAGUAGAUUGUCCAUGUCUUGAAUCGUUUUUGCUUCUUUGGGACAGCUAUAGCUUAAGCUUUUGUAAUCACUAAUGUCACUUCUUCUGCU
This is a messenger RNA of Phaeodactylum tricornutum CCAP 1055/1, 2283 nucleotides long. RefSeq lists its product with no specific name. Gene Ontology annotation, molecular function: 3'-5' DNA helicase activity; DNA binding; hydrolase activity. Gene Ontology annotation, biological process: nucleotide-excision repair; transcription initiation at RNA polymerase II promoter. Gene Ontology annotation, cellular component: nucleotide-excision repair factor 3 complex; transcription factor TFIIH holo complex; transcription preinitiation complex. The transcript has a single exon. The record is from RefSeq and is a predicted model, not a curated record. The coding region runs from base 34 to 2196 and encodes 720 amino acids. NCBI's taxonomy places the organism in Eukaryota, Bacillariophyta, Bacillariophyceae, Surirellales, Neidiaceae.